Molecule: messenger RNA, 1890 nt
Organism: Kalmanozyma brasiliensis GHG001
Lineage: Eukaryota; Fungi; Basidiomycota; Ustilaginomycetes; Ustilaginales
Product: General substrate transporter
Exons: 2
Coding region: 1-1890 (629 amino acids)
Biological process (GO): transmembrane transport
Cellular component (GO): membrane
Molecular function (GO): myo-inositol:proton symporter activity
Source: RefSeq, a predicted model, not a curated record
AUGGACGCCCACACCAGCGGCAAGGUGUCUCUCAAAGACGCCGCCUCGUUCGAAGACAAGAAGGACGGCAUCGACGUCAAAACCUACGAUCAUCAAGAUGGGCGGAUGCGCGACGACGAGGGCAUCUAUCGCGCCGAGAGCGAGCACCCUGAGCUGCGCAAUGUCGACGCGGUUCUCAAGAAUCCGCUUCACGGCAUCCCGCGUGCCACAUUAAUGGAGCAAGUCACCGCUUUCUGUCAGCAAAAUGAGCUCGGAGAGCACGUAGAGCUCUUCAAGAAGGCGGCUCUCGUUGCACAGUCGCCUCACGACUUCGAAACGAUGCCUGAGCUGGACGAGGACGACAGAUACCACAUUCGAAGGGAGACAACGCAUAGAUGGUCGAUUUCGAAGCAGCUUUGGAUGCUUGUCUUUGUCGUAUCUCUCGGAAGCGCCGUGCAAGGCUGGGAUAACACCGGUGCGAACGGUGCCAAUCUGUCCUUCCCGCAGGAGUUCGGCAUCGAGGACCAAGGGUGGCUCAUCGGGUUCAUCAACUCGGCUCCUACGAUCUCUGGGCUGAUGUCAGCUUGGCUCAGCGACCCUCUCAACAAUUGGUUUGGCCGACGAUGGGUCAUUUUCAUCACAGGUCUCUUCACCGUGUUCCCGGUUCUGGCGCAAGCCUUCACUCGGAACUGGUGGGAGCUGGCUAUCUGCCGACUGCUAAUCGGCGUCGGUAUCGGCUGCAAAAUUACGACGAUUCCUAUCAUGACAGCCGAAUCUGUUCCUCCUGCGAUUAGAGGCGGUCUGGUCAUGUCGUUCCAGCUCUUCGUCGCAUUCGGUAUCUUUAUCGGCUUUUGCUCGAACAUGAUCUUUUACAACAUUGGACGUAUCGCCUGGAGGGUCCAACUCGCCGCGGCAUUUGUUCCUGCAGUGCCCCUGCUGAUCUUGGUCUGGUUUAUCCCCGAAUCGCCUCGAUGGCUGCUCAAGAAGCGUCGCUACGCCAAGUCCUUCCGUAGCUUUUGCAGGCUGCGAAACAGCAAAAUACAAGCAGCUCGCGAUCUCUACUACGCUCACGCUCAGAUCGAGAUCGAGCGACACUCCUUCGAAGGAUCCACCUACCUUCGACGCGUCAAAGAUCUCUUUGUUGUUCCUCGUCUCAGGACGGCAACUUUGGCCAGCUUCAUCGUGAUGCUCGCUCAACAGUGCUCCGGCAUUGGGAUUAUCGCCUUUUACUCGAGCACGAUCUUCGCUGAAUCAGGGGCGAGCACCAAGCAAGCUCUCGCAGCCUCUCUCGGCUUCGGGGCCGUCAACACGCUAUUCGCUUUGCCAGCGGUCUGGACGAUCGACACUUUUGGCCGACGAAAUCUGCUGUUGUUCACGUUCCCCAACAUGGCAUGGUGUCUGUUUGCGGUGGCAGGUGCUUUCACUUUGAACGCAGAUAGCUCGGCUCGCACGCCGUUGAUUGCCUUCUUCAUCUACCUGUUUACAGCAUUCUACUCGCCAGGUAUCGGGCCAGUUCCCAACGUCUACGCAUCCGAGGCAUUCCCUCUGUCUCAUAGGGAGAUGGGCUCAAGUUGGUCGAUCUUCGUCAACAACACCUUCUCGACCAUCUUGGGACUGACCUUCCCCAGUCUGCUGGCAAAGCUGGGCCCCACGGGGGCGCUGUGCUUCUACGGCGGCACCAACAUCUUUGCCCUCCUCAUGGUUUUCUUUGGACUGCCGGAAACGAAAGCGUUCACGCUAGAAGAGCUCGAUUUCGUCUUUGCCGUGCCAGCAUCGCGCUUCGCAUCCUAUCAGGUUCGCAGCUGGUUGCCCUACUUCAUCAAGCGCUACGUCUUCUGGCAGAAGAACGCAUCCCUCACGCCGCUCUACCGCUGGCAAGAUGGUCAGCGCUCGAUCUCGAGCGCCAAAUGA